ACAGGACUGCGGAACCAGCAGGGUCGCGCCGAGCUAGUCGCUGCAGGCUGAAGUUGAACCAUAGUGUUCAUACGAAAGAGUUUUGAUACGGUUAUCCCAUCUGCGGUGUAGAUAACUCUGAAGAAAAGUCGUGAGUCACCAAAUAAAGUUAGUGUUAGCUCAGUCGCGUCGGUUGACAGCUAAAUAAGUUAGCUAGGCUUCCUCGACGUCAGUUUCAAAACAAAGCCAGGUAGAAGCGGUGAAUUAGACCCCGCUGUCACCUUAGGAACAGCUAGCGUCGCCAGAAGACUUAAAAGAAAGUGUGACACCUAUUCGCUCAGUCGAUGACCAGUUUAACAGCAUUUAGUCCGGGGUUAAGGUCGAGUUGAGCAAGCUGCAGCUGAGCAGGUCUGGACGUGACGCCGUGCAGCUGAUAACUAAUCACACUAACGUUCAGCCGCGUGAUUCUGUCCACAACAUCACACUCGGAUUGUCUACAAACUCGGAAUUCAAUGUCCGAAAAAAGUUCAUCGUCAGGUUCGGAGGAUGAUGUGGAACCAGAAUCCGCACAGCCUGUGGAACUUGGAGGUGUUUUAAGCAAGUGGACAAAUUACAUCCAUGGGUGGCAGGACCGAUGGGUCGUGUUGAAAAACAAUACCUUGAGUUACUACAAGUCGGAGGAUGAACGGGAAUAUGGCUGCAGGGGAUCUCUGUGCCUUAGCAAGGCUGUCAUCACACCUCAUGAAUUUGACGAGUGUCGUAUUGACAUCAGCGUAAAUGACAGUGUUUGGUACCUCAGAGCAGAGGAUCCUGAUCACAGACAGCGCUGGAUAGAGUCAAUAGAACUGCACAAGGCUGAAUCUGGAUACGGUUCAGAAACAAGUCUGAGGCGUCAUGGUUCCAUGUUGUCUCUCACGUCAGCAGCUAGUGCCUUGUCUUCCACAUCUACAUCCUCCUUCAAGAAGGGGCACAGGUUGCGUGAGAAGCUGGCAGAAAUGGAAACCUUCCGGGACAUUCUGUGCAGACAAGUGGACACCCUUCAGAAAUAUUUUGACUCUUGUGCUGAUGACGUUUCCAAAGAUGAAUUUCAGAGAGACAAAGUAGUAGAGGAGGAUGAAGAUGAAUUUCCCACCACUACAAGACCAGAUAGUGAACACAAUCAAAACAACAAUGGCAGCAAAGAGAAAUUGUAUGCUCCUGGUAGUCCCAAAGGUAUGAAUGGAAUAGACUUUAAGGGUGAAGCCAUCACCUUCAAGGCCACCACAGCAGGAAUCCUCUCAACUUUGUCCCACUGCAUCGAGUUGAUGGUUAAACGGGAAGAGAGCUGGCAGAAGAGAGUGGACAGGGAGCUGGAGAAGAGGAGGCGGGUCGAGGAUGCCUACAAGUCUGCUCUUAAUGAACUGAAGAAGAAGUCACACUAUGGAGGCCCAGACUACGAGGAGGGGCCCAAUAGUUUAAUCAAUGAAGAUGAAUUCUUUGACGCUGUAGAAGCUGCACUGGACCGACAAGACAAGAUUGAAGAGCAGAGCCAGUCGGAGAAGGUCAGGAUACCACGCCUAGUUCCAGUUUCUCCUACUGAUGCUUUUUCCACCAUUGGUACACAUCGAUUUGCCAACAAGCUCUCUGCUGGACAUCCCCGUAGCUAUUCUUCUUCCCUGUCUUCCGUUGAGCUAGUCAGCGCUUCAGAUGACAUUCACAGAUUCAGCUCUCAGGUGGAAGAAAUGGUGCAGAAUCAUAUGACGUAUUCUCUUCAGGACGUGGGCGGAGAUGCUAACUGGCAGCUGGUAAUAGAAGAAGGAGAGAUGAAGGUUUAUAGGAGAGAGGUGGAGGAGAACGGUAUUGUACUGGAUCCUCUCAAAGCUACUCAUGCUGUAAAAGGGGUUACGGGACAUGAGGUCUGUCAAUAUUUCUGGGACACAGCUGUCCGGAUGGACUGGGAAACCACCAUUGAAAAUUUCAACCUUGUGGAAACCCUCUCUGAUAAUGCCGUCAUUGUUUACCAGACACACAAGAGAGUGUGGCCUGCUUCUCAGAGGGACGUACUCUAUCUGUCGGCCAUCAGGAAGAUUCUAGCAACAAAUGAAAAUGAUCCUGACACGUGGCUGGUGUGCAACUUCUCUGUGGACCACGACAGCGCUCCUCCCACAAACCGGUGUGUUCGUGCCAAAAUCAACGUUGCUAUGAUCUGUCAAACACUGGUUAGCCCACCAGAGGGCGAUAAAGAGAUCAGCAGAGACAAUAUCCUCUGUAAGAUCACAUAUGUUGCCAAUGUGAACCCCGGAGGCUGGGCUCCAGCUUCAGUCCUCAGAGCCGUGGCCAAGAGAGAGUAUCCCAAGUUCCUCAAACGCUUCACCUCCUACGUUCAGGAAAAAACUGCUGGGAAGGCCAUCCUCUUCUGAACACAGAGGCUUUCACCCUGGAGAGACUGUGUUGCUCACCAUUGAACAGCCUCUUGAUGGUCUAAUGAUCCUCCCACCUCUCAUUUAUGAUCCACUUCAAACAUCUACAAGCAGGAUUUGAUACCAUCAGGACCAGCUGCCUGCUAGAAAAUGAGACUGUCUUACAGCUUUAAUGCAGAAAUAGUUAUCAUCCCAGCAACAAUUUAAUGGCCUGGUACCAUGUAAUCAAGAAAGAAAGUAUAUUUUAUGUAAAUUCAAGAGUUCUGAAGGAGUUUCUGAUAUGUAAUCUAUCAUUCGCCUUUUUCUUUUGGAAAUUGUUUUGUACAUUUCUUAUGAUUGCGUAAUUCUUUACUUUCUUUGGGAGAGGUUGUUCUUUAAUCACUAGUGUUAACAGCUACUUGUUUUGCUGCUGGUAAAGUAACUACCAUGAGAGAGGAGCGUAGAUAUUCCCUGUAACAGCACCAUCUCCUCUCCAUUGCCUUCUCAUGUCUCUCUUGUGAGAACUUUUUACAGUUUGAUGGGGGGUCAGAGCCGAAAGCUUUGAAAUCUUUAUAUUUCUAGAUUGUUAUAUAAUAGCUUUCAGAGAGCACCAUGGACACAAUGUAUUGUACAAAGAAAACAGAAAGUUUUCAGUUAGUUUACCUGUGUGGGAAAUGUGAAUUGACUGUUAAACGCUUGAAUUCGAUAACGACAAUGGGCUGAGGAAACGGAAGAUGAGAAUUUGCUAAAUAUUUCUUGUUGGGCCAUAUUUUGGACACACUUUAACAGAUAACAUAGUUAACUGAGGUAAGUUGUGGUCACUGUGUAUCUGUCUUUAAGCUUUAGACAUUUGCCAGAGUUUCAGCCGGAUAUGUCCAAAAGACCAGCAAUAGCAUCUAAUUUGAAGAUUUCUCUAUUUCAUUGGGAGAUGAUUAAAUACACUAGGUUCACCAUAGUUUUUGCGCAUUUUCAGCUCUGUCUGAGGCACCAAAAUAAUUUUAUUGGUUUAGCGUGCCAUGUUUGCAAAUGAGUUCUGUCUUUGUCCAGAACGAGGUGAAGUCGUUGCAUGUCGAGAGAAAUGUCAUCUACACCAGGUCUUCGAGGGCCCCUGCCCUGCACCUUUAAAAUGUUGGAUCCCUGCUACAGCAGGCCUGAUUCAGAUGAACGUAUCAGCGUGUCAUCCAGGUCUGCAAGAGAAUGAUCCCUUCAUUUGAAAUGGCAUAGAAAGACUUGCAGAGCAUCGGCCCUGGAGGACGUGAACCGGGGAACGCUUAUCUCCACCCUACGUUCUCAGACGCGUAUGCAUUACAUUUCACGUGCCACACUACAGAACAGUGGCCUCCUGCCCUUUGACUGAUAAACUACCCCCAGAAUGCCUUAGACACCAGGAUGAACCUUAGAAGUCCUGGACUUCUCUACUUUACAGCCACCAGAUGUGCAUUUAUCCACACUGAAGUGAAGCUGGGGGGUGGGAGGGGUUGGUCAACAUUUCACACCAUCUUAGACUGUUUUGUUUUGUUUUUUUUUGUUUUUUUUAACCAUCAGCGAUUGGAAGAAUAGAUUUGCAUGAGUGGGGGGAAAAAAACAAAAAAAAAACAAUCACCAUCAGAUGUCCAGUCUAAGAGGUCAGAGGUUUGGAAGGUUCUGGAUCACUGUUGUGCUGAUAACAAGCUAGAUUACGAGUACUGUCAGCGGAAGAAUGCAGAUAUGCGUUUUUAAUUGUUUUUGUCAGUAAUUACACAUUUUGUAUAUUUCUAAGUUGUACAUCAGAAGUGUUAUUAUUUGCACUAAAUGUAAUGCGAUUUGAUAAUGUUCUGUAAAUUAAAAUUAUUACACAACA
This is a messenger RNA of Cololabis saira (Pacific saury), 4197 nucleotides long. Its product is annotated as ceramide transfer protein-like. The coding region runs from base 492 to 2378 and encodes 628 amino acids. The transcript is spliced from 18 exons. Gene Ontology annotation, biological process: ER to Golgi ceramide transport. Gene Ontology annotation, molecular function: phosphatidylinositol-4-phosphate binding. Lineage: Eukaryota; Metazoa; Chordata; Actinopteri; Beloniformes; Belonidae. The record is from RefSeq and is a predicted model, not a curated record. Gene Ontology annotation, cellular component: Golgi apparatus.